This is a messenger RNA of Fraxinus pennsylvanica, 1164 nucleotides long. Lineage: Eukaryota; Viridiplantae; Streptophyta; Magnoliopsida; Lamiales; Oleaceae. The record is from the annotation of a GenBank genome assembly.
AUGAUAUUAUACAUAUUCCAGUCUACGUUCUUAUCAGCCAAAUUUGACUUUGAAAAAUUAUGCUCUAGUUUAGAACUUGAGAAAUCAAGCCAAAUUCAGUUUAUCAAAAUAAAAUUUUCCCUUAUUUUUUUGCCGGACUUGAUCACCGGAAAUUCAAAAAACUUCCCGCCGGUAUCCCAUUAUUCUCGAACAGUAAAUUUCAGACAAAUAAGAAGAAAAUGCUGCAAGAAAGCAACAAUUGAGAACUACUUGCAAGAAUUCGAGAGGACUGAAGCCCAGAACAAUCCCAUUUCACUUUGCUCCUCCUCAUCUUGUGAGCAUAUAAAAAACAUAAGAUACCCUUUCCGGUUGAAAGGUGACCCCAAGAAUUGUGGCUAUCCCAACUCCAAUUUUGAGCUUGAUUGCCAGAUCAAUAAAACCAUAUUGAACCUGAAAUCUGCAAAAUAUUAUGUCGAAGCAAUUGAUUACAGUGACUUCUCGAUGCGCUUAGUUGAUCCUGGCGUAGAAAAGGGCAAUCUUUCUUCAUGUCCAAUUUAUUCUACGGACUACGAUGAUUGGCCUAGCACCAUUUUCGAUAAGUUCUUUUCCUGGAACAUCCCGAUCGUCUUUAUUCACUGUCUAGCUCCUACAAAUUCUUCAAUCUACGUAAAAGCUGCCUUCUGUGGUAAUAGGAGUAACACUUUCUCCAACUCUUCAGAAAGUUAUAGUUAUGUUACAGUGGGAGGUUAUAUUCAUCUAUCGGAUUUGGAGGAAUCCUGCACUGUAGACAGGGUGUUUCAGGUCUCAUCGCGUAGGAUUAUGAGAGAUAAUUCUUCUUUGUUGGGCAUUUAUGAUGGCUUGGCUUAUGGGUUUGAGCUUUCGUGGUUCCGUGUUCUUUGUGAUGAAUGUGUAAAGAGCAAUGGCUUUUGCAGUUUAGAAGGCAAUCAAAUCAGUUGCAAACACUACUGCCGUGAGGAUAUUCCACUAUUAGAACUUGGGUUUGGAUGUCGGUUUCAGUACUAUGGAACUAUUAUUGGAGUUUUUGGUGCAAUUAUAAUUGCUGCUUUCGUAGGUCUGAGAUUUUUAUGUGGAUUUACUUUCCUGGUUGGACUAGUGAUGCCUCCAAAGCCUUUUGUGGCUCCACGUGAGAUAGUGGAAGAUCAUGGAAUAAGUGUUUCUCUCUAG